UUGGGGGAAGAUCUAUCAUUAUAUAGAUUAUGUAGGGUCAUCAGUCAUCUGUUAAUUAGGAAAAAACCUGAGGUUCCUUGUGUUUAAUUCUUCUCUUUGCUGGCCAGGCAAGCAAAAAUUGUGGCUCCAGCUGUGUUAAAUCCAAAUAAGACAUAAAAUGUGUUUCCUUCCCUAUUCCUUCUCCUCUCCUUUCUCCUUCUGCCCUUUUCCCUCCUCCUCUUUCCUUCUUCCCCCCCCUCUCUUUCUCCUCUCCCUCCUCCUCCUCUUCCUUCUUCUCUUCCUCUUCUUCUUCAGCUGAUCAGAUAGAGCUCUCUGAUUGUAAGUCACAGAAAUGUACUAUGGCUAACCUAAUCAAAUGGAAAUUCACUGGAAAAGUAACACUGAGUGGAGGGGAGGCUGUAGAGCCAGGCUUGGGAAAGGACAAGAAACAAAGCAACCAGGGCUUCUGGAAGCAAGAGUUCCAUGAAUAGUCUCACAGCAGAAUCAGUCUGGUCAGAGGGAUGCUGAUGAGGCUGAUGCUAUUUCAUUCAUAUGCAUUCAAUUUUUCUGUCCUUCUGCUGAAGAUACAAAUCUCAGGGAGGAAGCAUCUGGUCAACCUGUCUCAGGUUAUGUGUCUACUCCCUUAGCUAGGGAGGGGCAGGCCCUAUCAGACCACCAGAAUGUAUUCAAUAAAGAACAGGUAAUUCCCCCAAAAUAAUCUGGGAUGUUUUCUUCAGAGAAGGUGAAAUGGAUGCUGGGCUGGAAAAGACCAGUGAAUGUACACUUUACAUACAGCCUUUGCCAAGACAAAAUGCAAUACAAGGGAAGAUUUCCUGAUCUGUGCUUACCUACUUGAUACUUCGGACGGGAUUUCAUACAACAUGGAAUAACAGGGAUUGGAUUUGCCCUCCCACCAGAAACAACCAAUAAUAUGAACAAAAUACGUGUUUCUCCAGAUACUGGAUGUCAGGAAACAAAGGACAGUGAUCCCUGAAAGAUGGGGAAAAAAUGAGGGUAUUUCAAGCAGAGGAGUCCUGAGUGAAGAAGAUUCCGCUUCCCUGUUUUCAGGUUCUGGCAGUCAUGGACCGGGAAGAGCGAGUCGGGGCGCGGGUCCCUGGCGGUCGCUGGAACCCUUGUGAGUGAGGCGUUUGGAGAGCUGCUGAGGAGCCAGGGGCUUGGAGGAGCGAGAAGACAUGUAUUUUCAGCUGAGUCUCAGAAGGGGGGAAUUUCCUGUCACCACCAGAAAAGCAACAGCCCCGAAAUGUGAUUGCAACUGACUAGCAGAGCAGAGGCCCAGGAGUCACUGGAUUGAUGAUUUAGAAUAUGCUAAAAAGCCAGUGCUUUAUUUGGGGAAUUCAGGGGCUUUCUGGUGCCCAAGACAGUGACCUGCAGCAAGGGAGUCAGAAGACAGAUGUAGAAAUCAAGAGUGACCGUCCACGGGAUUGACUUGGAUUGCCACUCAAGCGGUCCUCUCAUGGAAUGUUGGUGAGGUCCUCUGCCAGGGAAGCAAGCCGGCUGUGCAAAGGGCUGCCUGGUGGGGAGGACUCCUGGAAAUCUGACUGACCCCUAUUCCCUGCUUAGGAACUUGAGGGGUGUCAGAGCCCCUGAUGUGCUUUCCCUUAGGAAGAUGAGGACUCUGAACACCUCUGCCAUGGAUGGGACUGGGCUGGUGGUAGAGAGGGACUUCUCUGUUCGUAUCCUCACUGCCUGUUUCCUGUCGCUGCUCAUCCUGUCCACGCUCCUGGGGAACACGCUGGUCUGUGCUGCGGUUAUCAGGUUCCGACACCUGCGGUCCAAGGUGACCAACUUCUUUGUCAUCUCCUUGGCUGUGUCAGAUCUCUUGGUGGCCGUCUUGGUCAUGCCCUGGAAAGCAGUGGCUGAGAUUGCUGGCUUCUGGCCCUUUGGGUCCUUCUGUAACAUCUGGGUGGCCUUUGACAUCAUGUGCUCCACCGCAUCCAUCCUCAACCUCUGUGUGAUCAGCGUGGACAGGUAUUGGGCUAUCUCCAGCCCUUUCCGGUAUGAGAGAAAGAUGACCCCCAAGGCAGCCUUCAUCCUGAUCAGUGUGGCAUGGACCUUGUCUGUACUCAUCUCCUUCAUCCCAGUGCAGCUCAGCUGGCACAAGGCAAAACCCACAAGCCCCUCUGAUGGAAAUGCCACUUCCUUGGCUGAGACCAUAGACAACUGUGACUCCAGCCUCAGCAGGACAUAUGCCAUCUCAUCCUCUGUAAUAAGCUUUUACAUCCCUGUGGCCAUCAUGAUUGUCACCUACACCAGGAUCUACAGGAUUGCUCAGAAACAAAUACGGCGCAUUGCAGCCUUGGAGAGGGCAGCAGUCCAUGCCAAGAAUUGCCAGACCACCACAGGUAAUGGAAAGCCUGUCGAAUGUUCUCAACCGGAAAGUUCUUUUAAGAUGUCCUUCAAAAGAGAAACUAAAGUCCUGAAGACUCUGUCGGUGAUCAUGGGUGUGUUUGUGUGCUGUUGGCUACCUUUCUUCAUCUUGAACUGCAUUUUGCCCUUCUGUGGGUCUGGGGAGACGCAGCCCUUCUGCAUUGAUUCCAUCACCUUUGAUGUGUUUGUGUGGUUUGGGUGGGCUAAUUCAUCCUUGAACCCCAUCAUUUAUGCCUUUAAUGCUGAUUUUCGGAAGGCAUUUUCAACCCUCUUAGGAUGCUACAGACUUUGCCCUGUGACGAAUAAUGCCAUAGAGACGGUGAGUAUCAAUAACAAUGGGGCUGCGAUGUUUUCCAGCCAUCACGAGCCACGAGGCUCCAUCUCCAAGGAGUGCAAUCUGGUUUACCUGAUCCCACAUGCUGUGGGCUCCUCUGAGGACCUGAAAAAGGAGGAUGCAGCUGGCAUCGCCAGACCCUUGGAGAAGCUGUCCCCAGCCCUAUCGGUCAUAUUGGACUAUGACACUGACGUCUCUCUGGAGAAGAUCCAACCCAUCACACAAAACGGACAGCACCCAACCUGAACUCGCAGAUGAAUCCUGCCACACACGCUCAUCCCAAAAGCUAGAGGAGAUUGCUCUGGGGCUUGCUGUUAAGAAACUAAGGUAUGGUGAGACUCUGAGGUGUCAGGAUAGCCCUCUGCUGCUUUCCAACACACAACUAACUCUAUUUUCAAAUACAUUCCAGUGUAUUUUCUGUGUUGUUCAUAGUCAAUCAAACGGGGACACUACAAACAAUGAGGAGCCACAAGGGACAUGUCUUUGGCUUCAAAAUUGUUUUUAGAAAUUUAUUCUUAUCUUAGGAUUUACCAAAUAGGGCAAAGAAUCAACAGUGAACAGCUUCACUUAAAAUCAAAUCUUUCUGGGAAGAAAAUGAGAUGGGUUGAGUUUGCUGUAUACAAACAGGUGCUAACACUGUUCCCAGCAAAGUUUUCAGAUUGUAAAGGUAGGUGCAUGCCUUCAUAAAUUAUUUCUAAAACAUUAAUUGAGGCUUACAGUAGGAAUGAGAAAUUUUUUUCCAGAAUUGAGAGAUGUUUUGUUGAUAUUGGUUCUAUUUAUUUAUUGUAUAUAUGGAUAUUUUUAAUUUAUUAUAUAAUAAAUAUAUAUUUAUCAUAUUUAAUAGGAUAAACUAAUGAGUUUUAUCCAAGACCUUACAACCACAUUUCUGGCCACUUAACUAGCACUUUAUAAGCCAAUGAAACAAACACACAGACUCUGUGAGAUUCUAAAUGUUCAUGUAUAACUUCUAGAAACACAGCAGAAACUGAUAGAUAAGGGAAUAAAGUUGAAAUGAUUCCUUAAAAUUCGUGGACACAAAUAAAUGCAAGGUGAGAAUUGACAAAUGCUAUAAAUGCUUUCUUUUUCUGAAAAGAUUUUGAAAAAUUUAAAAAAGUAUAGCUACUACUGUGUUCAAAACGUUUUAAAUGACAAAAGACUUUCCCAGGGGAAUUUGCAGUUCUGUAAAUAUCUUGAAUAAAAGCCAACUUAAGAAGAACCCAGCAUUAAAUUUACGAUCUUAGGUGGUAAUGAAAAGUAUAUGCUGCUUUGUAUUUAUGUAAAAUAAUUGGCCCUCUCCAUCUUUUCUCAUUUCAUGUGUCAGGUAGUUUUUCUGAACCAGACAAAUGGUUUUCCUGGAGAGAGAUGUGUAGCACAGAGAGUGGGUUACAGCAGCCCCACUGAGGGACCAAACUCAAACCCUGCAUUUCCAUUUUACCAGGUCAAACCAAGCCACUCAGUGGGGCUACUUUUUAUAGUGCUUUAAUCUGAAUUUAGAGCUGAUUUUUAAAGGAGUCUUUAAAUGUUAAUGGUAUACUAACUAACGAAUAGUGCCUCAUUAUCAUCCUUGAGUCAGAUACUUCUGUUGGUGGGAGAAACAGAAGAAUCCUUCCCUUUGGGUGUGUUAAGCCCCCCCAAAGCCAUCAGCAUCUCUUUUGACAAAUGCUAGUCCUUUCUCUGUGCUUUGGAAUCAAGUUCCUGCAUCGUCACCUGGACUGUAAAAAGUAUCAUAAGCCUCCCUUGCCAGAUGCCAACUCGUGGGGCAUUUCAACAGAGUUUCUUUGAAGUGUUUACAAAGUAUUCUUCUUGAUAAGCAAUGAACUUAACAUUUAGAUGCAAUCUGUGAAAAGAAAAAACAUAUGAAAAAUAUCUCCUGCAUCAGGUCUGUGUUAUUUAUGUAUUGUGAAUGUUUUCUUAAUUUUAUUGGCUGUAU
Messenger RNA from Pongo pygmaeus (Bornean orangutan), 4631 nucleotides. RefSeq names its product dopamine receptor D1 (gene DRD1). The transcript has 4 exons. Gene Ontology annotation, molecular function: G protein-coupled receptor activity; dopamine neurotransmitter receptor activity, coupled via Gs. Gene Ontology annotation, cellular component: plasma membrane. The record is from RefSeq and is a predicted model, not a curated record. Gene Ontology annotation, biological process: G protein-coupled dopamine receptor signaling pathway; vasodilation; adenylate cyclase-activating adrenergic receptor signaling pathway. NCBI's taxonomy places the organism in Eukaryota, Metazoa, Chordata, Mammalia, Primates, Hominidae. The coding region runs from base 1607 to 2947 and encodes 446 amino acids.